Molecule: messenger RNA, 690 nt
Organism: Zonotrichia leucophrys gambelii
Lineage: Eukaryota; Metazoa; Chordata; Aves; Passeriformes; Passerellidae
Gene: CTLA4
Product: cytotoxic T-lymphocyte associated protein 4
Exons: 4
Coding region: 1-690 (229 amino acids)
Biological process (GO): T cell receptor signaling pathway; negative regulation of regulatory T cell differentiation; B cell receptor signaling pathway
Cellular component (GO): membrane; external side of plasma membrane
Source: RefSeq, a predicted model, not a curated record
AUGCUCUCAAUAUUGGUCACCGUGAGCUUUCUCUGCACAGCCACUGCCAUUGCUGAAGUAAUGGAAGUGACUCAGCCAGCAAUUGUGCUGGCCAACAGGCAAGGAGUUGCCAGCUUGGUGUGUAAAUACAAGAACAUCGGGAAUGCACAGGAAAUUCGAGUGACUUUGCUUAAACAGACUGGUGACCAGAUCACAGAAAUCUGUGCUUCAUCAUACACCAUGGAGUUCAAAACAUUCUUUGUGAAAAAGAUCAUUCAGUGCCACGUUACCCCUGGCCAAAACAAUGUGACCCUCACGCUGGCUGGCCUGCAAGCAAAUGACACUGGGCUUUACAUUUGCAAGAUGGAGAGGAUGUACCCCCCACCCUAUUUCAUGAACAAGGGAAAUGGCACACAUCUCUAUGUCAUUGAUCCAGAACCUUGUCCAGACACUGCCAUAUACCUCUGGGUAUUAGGAGCUACUGCCUCAGGAUUUUUUCUCUACAGUAUCAUCAUCUCAGCCAUUCUUGUGGGCAAAGCGAUAAAGAGAAGACGAUGUCUCACUACUGGAGUCUAUGUGAAAAUGCCUUCUGAAAAGCUAGAGAAAAAAGUGAUUCCAUUCCAUAUCACUGUUAACUGUAACAAGGAAGGAGAGAAACCAUUUCCUAGCUGGGAUGGAGUGUCUGCUAAUUCAUUUCAGUUAAAGAAAUAA